AUCGGGCUGUUUCUCGGUCCAUGGGACGCAAAUCCGGUAGAAAUGCAUCUUUGCGGACCUAAAAACGGUGGUCCCGGAGGUCACCUUAUUAGUCCUAAAAACCAAUAUACCACGAUACCGUAAACCCUAGUUUCAGACUCACAGGCGCAUUCCAUCAGUGCCGCGCACCAAGGUUUACGGUCUUUCGCUCCUCCUACGCCGUCUCCGUCUUCCCCACCCCGCACAAAUGCUCUCCGCCACCUUCAAAGUUCACCCAGCAGCGGCCGCGCAUCAGCGGCAUUCAGUCUGCCCGCCCCCGCAAUUCCGUGCUCCAAUCGGCACAGCGAUGCCAACGCGGCGGCUGUCGGGGGCGAUGCUUUCGAUUAGGAACGCCGUCGCCAGCCAGAGUGUAGAGAGCAUAACUGCGGCGCCUCGCACGCUCACCUUCCCGAUACUGGUGAAUAGUUGCACAGGGAAAAUGGGGAAGGCUGUUGCUGAAGCAGCUGUCUCUGCUGGUCUUCAAUUAGUUCCUGUAUCAUUCAGUGCAAUGGAGGUUCCUGGUGGAAAGGUCAACAUCUGCAACAGAGAGAUUCAUAUUCAUGACCCAUCUCAAAGUGAACGUAUUCUCUGUUCCAUUGUGAAGGACUACCCAGAUUUGAUAGUUGUUGACUACACUGUGCCUGAUGCCGUUAAUGCCAAUGCUGAACUUUACUGUAAACUUGGCUUGCCAUUUGUAAUGGGCACAACGGGUGGAAAUAGGCAACUGUUGAACAAAAGUGUGCAUGAUGCAAAUGUUUAUGCUGUGAUAUCCCCACAAAUGGGGAAGCAGGUUGUUGCUUUUCUUGCUGCCAUGGAAAUCAUGGCAGAGAAAUUCCCUGGUGCAUUUGCAGGUUACAAACUAGAGGUCAUGGAGUCUCAUCAAGCGACAAAAUUAGACAUUUCUGGCACUGCGAAAGCUGUAAUCUCUUGCUUCCAGAAAUUGGGUGUUUCAUUCGACAUGAACGAGGUAAACUUGGUUAGGGACCCCCAAGAGCAGCUUGCCAUUGUAGGUGUCCCAGAAGAACAUCUCUCAGGGCAUGCUUUUCACAAUUACCAUCUCACAUCACCUGAUGAUACAGUGGCGUUUGAGUUUCAGCACAACGUAUGUGGCCGUUCAAUAUAUGCAGAGGGAACUGUUGAUGCCGCCAUGUUUCUCCAUAAAAAGGUACAAUCUGGGGCGAGCAAGAAACUAUAUGAUAUGAUCGAUGUCCUGCGAGAGGGCAAUAUGAGAUGAACAGGUAUCGUAGGGUUAGAAGAGGGCUUAUGUAGCUCAAUGACUUCCAUGGUGUAUGAACUCUGGUUUUGCAGCACAAUUAGGGCACUGCUCAAAUGUACUCGUAGCAACUUUGCGUCCUAAUUCAAUCGUAGGCUCUUCGAAGUACUAGUAAUUGGUUCCCUCAAAAAAAUACUAGUAAUUGGUAACUCUAAUUUCUGAGCAAACUGUGAGUUAUUUGAAUAAAAUAAAAUCUUAACAUGGCCUUCUUUUGGUGGGCAAAGCUA
Molecule: messenger RNA, 1518 nt
Organism: Brachypodium distachyon (stiff brome)
Lineage: Eukaryota; Viridiplantae; Streptophyta; Magnoliopsida; Poales; Poaceae
Product: probable 4-hydroxy-tetrahydrodipicolinate reductase 1, chloroplastic
Exons: 8
Coding region: 227-1252 (341 amino acids)
Cellular component (GO): chloroplast stroma
Molecular function (GO): NADPH binding; 4-hydroxy-tetrahydrodipicolinate reductase activity
Source: RefSeq, a predicted model, not a curated record